AUUCCAUUUUUGCUUCACAACCAAACAUGGCUUCCAAUAUUAAAAGAACCGAAUGGUCCAAACCCAACGCUGGCACCGCCGUCACCAGUUCGGCCAAGGCAGAAGGCCAGCCCGGAAGGGCUUAUGUCACCAUCUUGGCUGGAAACGGUGACGAUGUGAAGGGAGUAACGGGUUUGGCCAAGGGGCUGAAGAAGGUCGAGAGCAAGUACAAACUUGUGGCAGCCGUCUUACCAGACGUUCCUCAACAACACCGGAAGGCACUACAAGACUUAGAGUGCAUAGUGAAGGAGAUUGAGCCGGUGAAUCCACUCAAGGACCAGACACAGUUAGCCAUGGCCUCCCAUACUGACAUCAAUUACCCCGAGCUCCAGCUGAUCAAUUUAAAAAAGUACUCCAAACUUCGCUUAUGGCAAGAGAUGUUCAGAUGUACUCCAACAUCGACGAUCUUUUUUAACGUUAAUGACGGCUACAUCUAUGCUCCGCACCUUCCCUGGCUGGAAUUUCUCAAAUUGCCUACAGAGUUUGGUAUUCCGCAACCUACGUACUACUUUAAUGCCAGCAUGUUUGUCUUUGUGCCCGGUGCCUCCAUCUUUGAUGAUCUAUUGGAGACAAUCGCGAGCAUCCCUAUGAUCCCUUUCGCCGAGCAGGUGAUGUAAAACAACUUUGAACCAUGAUCUUCACUUGCAACUUUUUUUUUUUCUUUUUUGAAUAAUUUCAAAAUUCUAGUGGGUUUUCUCAGAAUAUGAACAUCAAGAUCUAAUUAAGAUUGCUUUGAGGCAGAUUGACUGCAAUCGUUUUUACUCCUCUGUAAUAGAAUAAUAGAUUUUAU
Rubroshorea leprosula is the source of this 829-nucleotide messenger RNA. Lineage: Eukaryota; Viridiplantae; Streptophyta; Magnoliopsida; Malvales; Dipterocarpaceae. The record is from the annotation of a GenBank genome assembly.